AUGGCAGCGGAUGAACAGGGUCUGAGAACUGGAGAGAAGUGGACCCUGUUUGGAAAUGAGGCUGAGAAAGUGGAGGUGGAGGUGCUCAGGGAACAGCGUUAUGUCCGCCAACGCUGUGACCGCAUGGCCUUGCGUAGGCAGGCUGAGCAGAAGGCUUCCAUCCAUUUGAAGUAUCUGGAGGACCUGAGUCAAAAGGCCCCAGACUUCCCUAUCCCACUGAGAGCCCACAUGGUGUGGGAGGGCAUGGGGGUCAAACUAUCCUGCACCAUCCAGGGAUGCCCACCCCCUAGGGCCACCUGGUAUAAGGACGGAGUACCCCUGAGUGCCUAUGGCCAGGCUUGGAACUACAGUCUGAAGCAGAAGUUUGGCCUCAACACGCUGGAAAUCAGAAGGUGCUCUGUUGAGGAUGCUGGGGAGUACAAGGUGGUUGCCAAGAGUUCUCUGGGUGAAGCUACUACCAUUGCCACUCUGGUGGUCAACUUUGCAAUGCUGGAGCGGGAGGCUCUGUUUGAGUUCAGCUUCCCUCCGACCUGGGCGAAAGAGGGGGAGAAUCUGACCCUGCAGUGUGCCUUCUCCUCGGCCCUGCUACCCUUCCAACAGGACGUGGCCUGGUUCAGAGAUGGAGUCCAACUGCGCCAGUCCAGCAGGGUGGAGCUUCAGACCGCCCUUCGCUCUGCUUCCCUCACCCUGAAGGGCGUGCACAAGGAGCAGGAGGGCAUGUACAUGGUGCGUCUGCGUACCUGGGAAGGGGUCAAAGAGCAUAAAGCCUACAUUUUUGUCAAAGAUGCGUCUGCAGUAGUGUCCGGUGGUCCAGGCUCUCCUCUGGACCUGAAGGUUUCUGAUGUACAAAAGGACUAUGUCUUCCUCACCUGGGAGCCUCCCAGUGCUGAUGGAGCCUACCAAGUGGAGGGUUACUUUGUGGAGAGGUGUGACAUUGGUAGUGGGCAGUGGGUGCGUUGUAAUGACACCAUUCAGAAGGCAUGUCACUACCCUGUGAGAGGUCUGAGUGACAGCACCAUCUACCAGUUCAGGGUGUGUGCCGUCAACCAGGCAGGUGUAGGACGCCCCUCUAAGGCCACCGAGCCUGUCAUCACCACCGACCCUUUAGAACACACCAGAACUAUGGUUAUCAAGGUGGACAGAGGUAGAGAGAUCACCAUCACCAAAGACCAGCUGGAAAGUCAGAUGAAAGUCCCAUUCCCUCCCACUGGUGUCCAUGCCUGUGAGGUGAGUGACAACUACGCCGUGCUUAGCUGGACUGAGCCAGAGCCCAGAGGCAAGGAGCAACUUACCUUCUAUGUGGAGCGGUCCAUUGCAGGUAAAAACAGCUGGCAGCUGGCCAGCAUGGACAUCACGGUGGGCUCUCCCAGGUUCCCCAUGUUUAACCUACAGAAGGGGAAGUCCUACUGCUUCCGGGUGCGCUCCGUCAACAAGUUUGGCGUGAGCGAACCCUCAGAGCCGAGCCCGCCAAUCUCACUGGUACAACCCCAAGCUGCUCCUGCUCCAGCCACCUCCGUCUUGGCCAUCCGAGACACAGAUUCUGCUGUCCUGCUUCAGUGGCAGGAGCCCAAGGAGAAAGAGGGCAUUCUGGGAUACUACCUGUACUAUAGCGAGGCUGGGAAGCAAGAGUGGAGGACGGUCAACAACAAACCAACCACCAACACCAAGUUUACAGUCAAUGGUCUGAAGUCGAAGAAGGAGUAUGUGUUCAGAGUGAAGUCUGUGGGUCGAGCUGGGAACAGUAUCUACUCCAACGAGUCUCCCCCUAUCCUAGUGAAAGCAGCUCUCAUUGCCCCAUCCCCUUCCUCUGCCAUCGCCCUGCUGCUCUGCACUGGCUCUGAGAUGAUUCUCACCUGGAGAGCCCCUGCUAACAAUGGAGGAGACCCUGUACGAGGCUACUACCUAGACCAGAAGGACAAAGAGCUGGACGCCUGGAGAAAGGUCAACACCAAGCCUGCCAAGGAGAGGCAGCACAAGGUCUGUAAUCUGGAUGGGGGGCAUUACUAUCAGUUCCGUGUUUUUGCUGCCAACGUGGUUGGUGUUGGUAAACCCUCUGAGCCCAGUGAGGCUUUCCUGUGUGAGGAGUGGACCAUGCCUGAGCCAGGCUGCCCUUAUGACCUGGAAUGCAGGGAAGUGAGGCAUAACUCUCUGGUCCUCCUGUGGGCACUGCCUCUCUACGAAGGACAGCAAGGACCAAUCACAGGGUACCUGGUGGAGCUGAGCGAGGGCGACCAAUCACAGAGCUGGACUGCUGUGAAUGAAGAGCCAAUUGCAGAUACCUUUUUGAAGGUGUCAGGUCUCCAGGCAGGUCGGACCUAUCGUUUCAGAGUGUGUGCCUUCAACAAGGCUGGAAUGGGCAUCCCUUCUCUGCCCUCUGAGCUUAUCAGAGCCCAGACCCAACCAGGCACCAGAGACAUAGAGAUUGGUGUGGACAAUGAUGGCUUCAUCUUCCUGGCCUUUGAGGCCACUGAAAUUACGGAGAAGAGCACGUUUGUCUGGAGCAAGAACUACAAAGAGGCUAUUGAAGCUGGGAGAGCCAGGGUACUGUGGGAGAACAAUAGGUCCAUCCUAACCUUCACAAACGCCACUAAAGAGGACCUGGGCCUGUACACAGCAGAGAUGAGUGACAACCCAAACAUCUCUUCCAGUUUCACCUUUACUGCGGAAGAUCUGGACAGACUGACUGAGCUCGGCUGGCACAUCUGCCACCCAUUGAUAGCCCUGCGCUCCAAGUGGCAGGUGGAGGUGUCAGAGAAAGGGAACGUGCGUCUCUGGAUGCAGACUGAGAGCCUGAGCAACGCUGCAGAGCUCCGCCUCAUUCUCAACGACAGAGAGAUCUCCAGUACUGCAGCCCAUAAGAUUAACUUUGACAAGGCCAGUGGGCUGAUAGAGAUUCUGUUUGACCAGCUGUCUAAGGAGGACGAGGGCUCCUACACAGCUCAGCUCUGCGAUGGCCGAGCCAAGAAUCAGUUCACCCUGGUGCUCGUGGACGAGAAGUUCCGUCAGACACUGGCUCAAUCCAUGGCCAACAGAAUGGACUACAAGAGAAAGUCAGCAAAGACAGCCGCUGUAUCUCUGGUCCAGUGUGCGCAGUUAAUCAUUCGCUCUGUUUUUCAAGGACCCCAUUUUCUGGAGUUUUUGUCAUGGACCGUGACAGAGGACUGUGAGUUUAUAAUCAAAUGCAAGGUGACCAACGUAAGCAAGGAUACGACUCUGAAGUGGUUCAAGGACGGCGUGGAGACUCCAGCUGUGUAUGACCAGCAGACUGGAGUCAGCACCAUGACUGUGCAACAGGUGACUAAGAAGGAGGCAGGACACUACAAAGCCGUGGCGUCUGAUGGUAGAGGACAGGAUGUCACCACACUGGAGUUACUACAUGAAGAGUAUGACAAGCUCCUCCAACUCCUGAGCAAACAGUGUGCGCUGUCUGCAGGCCCAGUGAGGAUUCAAUGCACUGCUAUGGGCUUCAAGCUCUACUGCUCUCUCAAGUAUUAUAUCAGCUACAUGAAGACCAGCUGGCACUUCAAGGAGAGUAGGAUUGACCAGUUGGAGAGGUGUAAGCCUGGCAGCAGUAUGCAGAAGCUGUGGGUCGAGGUCUUUGCGCCCACGGAGAACGAUAAGGGGAAGUACACUCUGGAGAUGUUUGACGGUCAAGAAAAGCACACACGCUCACUGGACCUAUCUGGACAAGCCUUUGCUGAUGCUCUGUUGGAACACCAGAGGUUGAAGCAAGUGGCGGUUGCUGAGAAAAAUCGGGCCAGGGUGACCAAGGGCCUACCAGAUGUGGUGGCUAUCAUGGAGAAUAAAUCUCUAUGUCUGACCUGCUUCACUGAUGGUGACCCUGCCCCAGAGAUGUUCUGGCUGAGGAACGACAAAGGCAUCGUCUCGGGGGGCCAGUUCAACAUCGCCAACGAGAAUAAGUGCAGCACUCUGACUGUAAACAACGUGACUAGCGAGGACACGGGCAACUACAGCAUCUUUGUGCGCAACCAGUACGGCACUCAGACGGUCAACGUGACCGUGAGCGUGUACAAGCACGGCGAGAAGCCCCCGCCCGAUGCAGUGGAGAUGUAAGGAAGGAAGGAAGGAGUGUUGGUUUUGUUGCACGAAGAGAGGAUUCCAACUGGGAACAGACGUCAAUUCAAUGUCUUUUCCACGCUGGUUCCACAUGAUAUGGAAACAACGUUGAUUCGACCAGUGUGUGCCCAGUGGGUUGUGUUUGUAUGGUGGUUGAGCCAGUUAGUUUUCAUGGGGUUAAAUUAGAGUUAAUGAGGAGUGAAAUACAAGAAGCAGUUAACUUGUGGCAUUUGGAUGUAGCAAUGACUAAGAAGUUACAUGUGCAAGAGGGAAUGCAGUCAAUUUGAGGUCCAGUCAAACUGCGACAACCUGUAUUCUUGUGUCAUUAUACUACCAAUAAAUAUCCCAAGAGUGUCAGCAACAAUUUUAUGAUGUCGCCCCUUUCUUUCUGGAGCAAUUUAAUUUAGGACCUGUGAGCAGGGACUAGAAAGCUCUGAAGUAGGAUUCAUUGGCCAAGGCGAGCACGUUAAAUGUUCAUUUCAUGUCUUGACAGCAGCAGACUUGAUCCGAAUUCCAAUUAUCUCCCCUAUUGUACUUCACUAGAUAUGUCAUGUUAGUCAUGCACAUGGAGCAGAUUACAUAGGUGCACGACACGUCAAGCGCGUUUUUCUAUGUCAACCUAAUUUAUGCUUUGACCUCCGUGUAAUGAGGCAGUAAUCUCACUCAUUCAGAGUCUGCACCUGCAGCUUAAGUAGGUCUAUUAGCUUGUUGGCUCUCCACAUACAGUAUUUGUCAUAUCAUGUGUCUCUGCAAUCGCUUGUGUGCUGCUAAUAAAGUCAUUUGAUCUUG
Messenger RNA from Salvelinus namaycush (lake trout), 4866 nucleotides. It is a transcript of the gene myom3, whose product is annotated as myomesin 3. The transcript is spliced from 33 exons. Bases 1 to 4074 code for a protein of 1357 amino acids. The record is from RefSeq and is a predicted model, not a curated record. Gene Ontology annotation, molecular function: protein binding. NCBI's taxonomy places the organism in Eukaryota, Metazoa, Chordata, Actinopteri, Salmoniformes, Salmonidae.